Messenger RNA from Ilex paraguariensis (yerba mate), 177 nucleotides. NCBI's taxonomy places the organism in Eukaryota, Viridiplantae, Streptophyta, Magnoliopsida, Aquifoliales, Aquifoliaceae. The record is from the annotation of a GenBank genome assembly.
AUGAGGACCGAAGAUCUCCAUGGGCCAUUUGGGGAAUUUGGUCCUGUCAAAGAUGUUUACUUGCCGCGAGAUUACUAUACUGGGGAGCCGCAUGGCUUUGGUUGUAUGCAAUAUGUAGAGCCUACUGAUGCUACUGAAGGCAAAUACCAGAUGGAUAGUCAGAUUCUUCCUGGAUGA